Molecule: messenger RNA, 727 nt
Organism: Medioppia subpectinata
Lineage: Eukaryota; Metazoa; Arthropoda; Arachnida; Sarcoptiformes; Oppiidae
Source: the annotation of a GenBank genome assembly
UGUUAACAACGGGUCGUCGACUAGAAAUGCUAACAAAACCGAUGGUCAGCCUAUCGGUGGAUGUAGUGUAUUGGAUGGCAUGCGAGCGUUGAUCAACUUUUACAUGAUGUACAUGCAUACUAUGUAUGCGUUAGUGUUUAAACUGACCGAGUUCAAAACAGCGAGCAAUAAUCACCAGGCAUUUUUUGCGGUCGUUGUUUGCCAUAGAAUAAUAAUGGUGUUCGCAUUCAUGUCCAAUGGAUUCGCAGCAAUGAAAUGGUUUACACGACAAUUGAUGCUCAAAGACACGAAAUUGAGUGUGCAUGAUGCCCCAUUGGUCAAAUAUGGAAUUUCAAAAAAGGAGUUCUUGGUUGAAAAUACAACCAUGGGCUUAUUUCACGUCAAGCCAUUAACCUAUGGCGCAGCAUAUCUCAAUGGGCUAAUAUUAGCAUGUUUAGUUGAUCAUGGUUAUUCGGCAAAAAUAUACCAAAGUGGAUUAGCUGCUAAAACGUGUCUAACCUUAGGCCUUGUUGUGGUGACAAAUACACUAAUCGGAUACCACAGGGGAACUGAACUGUUGGGUGAGCUCCCGGUGUUCAGCGCGUGGGAAAAGGGUUCAACCGACUUAUGCCUAUCAUUGCUAUCGUGUUAUGCCGUUAUAUACGCGCGCGAAAGUGGGGGCCGUUUAACACGUUUCCUGUCGACCCGGUAUUGGCGGCCAAUACGGGCCGCACAACAGACCACAUAC